GUGUGAAAUGCCGCUAAAUGCCAGAUUUCGAUCGAAUAUUUGGAAUCUCCCCGUCGCGAGAUGCUUAAAUUCAACGACAGAACAAAUCUAGCGGCCAGUUCACUCCGUGCGCUGACACGGGCAUUUCGCGUAGAAGUGAGUUGUUCAAAUUGGGUGCACGGUACGAUAAUUAAGCAAUAUCCGCGUACGAGAGAGGUGCUAAUUCUAGUCAUGCAGAUGCGACUAACGCUGUUUGGGGUGGUGAUCUUGGGAUGCCUUCAGUGGAUCAACGGUCAAGAUGACAACUUUAGUAUUGACGUGAAGCAGAGGAACGCUGAAGUGUACCAUGAGCAGAGCAUGAAGAACAAUGAGUUCAACUAUGGGUAUCAGGUGGAGAAAGAGAACAGUCAGUUCCAGCACAAGGCCAAGGGUCCGGACGAUGUCACGUACGGUUGCUACGGGUACAUCGAUCCGAACAACGAAAAACACCUGUACUACUACGUGGCCGAUCGGUUGGGCUACCGACUGGUCGCUCCGGAUCAACCCACGAAGAUCUUCAGCGAACGGGUUGCCAACAGCAUUAACAAACUGAACGAAGAUCUGAAGGGAAAGGGAAAUCUGGACGAGAGGGUCGUAGCAUGGAACGAUCUCUACCUGCCUGACUCGUGCCGUAGGCUGAACGAGAUUCUCACGAUCACAACGGCUGCACCGGUGAUAAAGGGUUUCAACGGUACUGCCGGAGGAGCUGUGGCCGUCAGUGCUGGUGGCGGAGGGGCUCCAGCCAACUCGGGAUAUAAACCACCAAUUGCAACGGCAACCAUCAAAACCGUUCCGGCGCCAAUUGUUGUGGUACAAACAACAGCGAAUCCGAUUCAAAAACCGGUCAUCACUGCUACCGCUUCUAUUGGAAAUCUUCUGCCAGCAAAUAUUCCUAAAGUGAUUCCAAAUCCUGCGACGAUCCCAAGGCCAAUUGCCACGGCUACCGUCACCGUUGGUAACUCUACGUACAAAGCGUCCUCUGCUUCUGCCUCGAUUGGAAAUAUUCCACCCGUAAUUGCAGUGCCGACCACUCCGUAUCCGAUCCCGAAACCAGUUGUUACCGUUCCGACGAGACCUCCGGUAACGCAAGCUCCAAUCGUAGUCCCCAAUCUACCGACCAUUCCGAUCACAUCCACGACUCCCCAAGGCAAGGUUCCUCCAGUCCUGUCCGAGCCGGUUCGUCCUCCAACCAUCCAGCUUCCAUCAACUACCCCAGCCCCAAUCACUUCGAACCCCAACCCCGGUUACACCUACACCGUACCUCCAACCGUUCCAAAUCUCGACUCAUUCGGCCCCUCAAACCCUCACCUUGGUCCGUUCAACGGUUACGUGUACCCGAUCCACGGCGGCUGCCCAGCUUCCGAGGCCAACAUGGGCCGGUUGUUGACCCAGAUGGAGACCCUGAACGACAAGGUGAUCGAGCUGAGCGCAAAUAUCCGCAACCUGCAGGGUGGUGCUGCAGCGCCCGCGACCUGCCAGAGUUGGCUCAACCGGCAAGAUCAGUUCCCGCUGAUUGUGUACGUUCCAAUUCUGCUACCGUACGUGAACGCGGGCGAGGUGCCCUCGAAGAGUUCGUUUAAUCCGGCCAGCUACGCGUUCCAGAAGAUGUGCAAAGAAGAGUGCAAGUAAACAACAGCGGAUCUUGACUUAGACCUUUCGGCUUCAAGUGUGUGAUUUCGGCGGUGGCGGUUCAACAACAAGAGUGGAUUUGGAAACUUUGCAUAAUCUCGUGCACGUGAAUUAAUGACAAUUUUCUCAUGGUUGUGCGAUCGACCUUGAACGGGGUAGGGGAUGUACUGAAUUGAUUGAGUGUAAAUAUUUGAGUUGUUGAAGAAUACUCCGAUGUUAAUUUUGGCUGUUCGUAAUAGUAGUAUGACGUCGAUUAAGGCAGGUUAGCUAUUUAUGAAGAAUGUAAAUAAAGAUUAUUUAAUGUAAACAA
Culex quinquefasciatus (southern house mosquito) is the source of this 1957-nucleotide messenger RNA. RefSeq lists its product as uncharacterized. Bases 61 to 1647 code for a protein of 528 amino acids. NCBI's taxonomy places the organism in Eukaryota, Metazoa, Arthropoda, Insecta, Diptera, Culicidae. The transcript is spliced from 7 exons. The record is from RefSeq and is a predicted model, not a curated record.